GCUCUCUAUCUGCCUCUUGAUUAAUAUCCACGAUAGCUAUCUUUACUCGAGGAGGUUGCAGCGUGUUCCUUCAGAACCAUGGCGUCAGGCGAACCAAGAGCGAAGAAACUCCGACUGUCAGAUGAGAAAAAGGAGAAGAAAACCCCAGAAAAGAAAACCCCAGAAAAGAAAACCCCAGAAAAGAAGACCCCAGAAAAGAAGACCCCAGAGAAAACUUCAGAGAGUUCAAGGAAAACCCCGACCAAACUCGGCCCUAAUUCUCUGUUCGGGAUGGGGAACCCCCUGCUGGACAUCUCAGCCGUCGUGGACAAGGACUUCCUGGAAAAGUACGGUCUGAAGCCCAACGACCAGAUCCUGGCCGAGGACAAGCAUAAAGCAUUGUUUGAAGAGAUUGUCAAAAAGUUUAAAGUAGAGUACCAUGCCGGAGGAGCUACACAGAACUCUAUAAAAAUCGCCCAGUGGAUGAUCCAGGAGCCCCACAAGGUGUGUACGUUCUUCGGCUGUAUCGGAGAGGAUAAGUUUGGGGAGAUUUUGAAGCAGAAGGCAGAGGAGGCCCACGUGGACGCCCACUACUAUGAGCAAACAGAGGAGGCUACAGGGACCUGCGCCGCAUGCAUCACCGGAGACAACAGGUCUCUGGUAGCUAACCUAGCGGCUGCUAACUGUUAUAAGAAGGACAAACAUCUGGACUUGAAGGAGAACUGGAAACUGGUGGAAAAAGCCAAAGUUUACUAUAUCGCUGUGAAUUCCUCGUCCCGCCGGGUUGACGUCACCCCUUCGGUCCGCCAACCAGAAUCCACGCGAAGCACAGUUGACGAAGGACUCAUGCCGGCUUCAGCCGCCAUCACUCUAACGUCCUCCCUCAAGCGGCCUCUGGGCUCCGAUGCCCUGGCGAUCUCCUCAGCCAGCUCCUCCGACGUCCAUGCACACGCACCUCCUUGGCCAUAA
Salvelinus namaycush (lake trout) is the source of this 948-nucleotide messenger RNA. RefSeq names its product adenosine kinase-like. NCBI's taxonomy places the organism in Eukaryota, Metazoa, Chordata, Actinopteri, Salmoniformes, Salmonidae. Bases 79 to 948 code for a protein of 289 amino acids. The record is from RefSeq and is a predicted model, not a curated record. Gene Ontology annotation, molecular function: adenosine kinase activity. The transcript has 7 exons. Gene Ontology annotation, biological process: purine ribonucleoside salvage. Gene Ontology annotation, cellular component: cytosol; nucleus.